AUGAAGACCACUGCUCUCUCUUUGGCUCUCCUGGCUGCCACCACCAUGGUGAGCGCCGAAGUCUCCGUUGGUGAAUGCGCUCAAAUGUGCAUCAGCAACAUGAACGACAAGGCUUCCGAGUUGGGUUGCACCAGCGGUGACCUGGCUUGCCUGUGCAAGAGCAACAACUACUCCUUUGGUGUGCGCGACUGCACUACCGAGGCUUGCCCUAACGAGGAUGCUUCUGCCGUCGUGGCUGCCGCUCUUGCUGCCUGCCCUAACGGCUCCGGCUCUUCUGCCUCUUCUGACAGCAGCGCUACCGGCACCAACGGUGGUGGUGCCUCCAAGACUGGUGACUCUGCCUCCGCCACCGGCACUGAUGCCUCUAAGACCGGCGACUCUUCUGCUACCACCACUGGCUCUGGCUCUGGCGCUUCCAAGACUGGUGACUCGACUGCCACUGGCACUGACGCCUCCAAGACCGGUGACUCCACCGCCACUGCUACUGGCACCGAUGCUUCCAAGACUGGCGACUCGACUGCCACCGGCACUGACGCUUCUAAGACUGGUGAUUCGACUGCCACCGGCACCGACG
Molecule: messenger RNA, 574 nt
Organism: Aspergillus bombycis
Lineage: Eukaryota; Fungi; Ascomycota; Eurotiomycetes; Eurotiales; Aspergillaceae
Product: CFEM domain-containing protein
Exons: 2
Source: RefSeq, a predicted model, not a curated record